This is a messenger RNA of Carcharodon carcharias (great white shark), 2299 nucleotides long. It is a transcript of the gene poglut1, whose product is annotated as protein O-glucosyltransferase 1. Gene Ontology annotation, biological process: positive regulation of Notch signaling pathway; protein O-linked glycosylation. Gene Ontology annotation, molecular function: UDP-xylosyltransferase activity; UDP-glucosyltransferase activity. The coding region runs from base 67 to 1239 and encodes 390 amino acids. Gene Ontology annotation, cellular component: endomembrane system. The record is from RefSeq and is a predicted model, not a curated record. The transcript has 11 exons. NCBI's taxonomy places the organism in Eukaryota, Metazoa, Chordata, Chondrichthyes, Lamniformes, Lamnidae.
CAGUGCGCGGCGGCCAGGCCGACCAAUGGAGUGCGGGGCGGUGGGUGUGCGCAGGCGCAGUGCGCUAUGGCGGUAAGAUGGCGGCUGUUGGCGGCGGCUCUCUGCAGUCAGAGCCUGUGGGCGGCCGCCAGCAGCUCCCCAGCAGAUGAAAGUUGGCACAAGUACAAGGACAAGAUAUCAGCAGCUAUAAGAUCUUACCAACCCUGCACCCAGCAUAACUGCAGCUGUCACCAAAGUGUCCUAGAAGAUGACCUUUCACACUUCAAGCAAGGAAUCUCCGAUGUCAUGAUGGCAGAGACUGUCAGUCAAAAUGUAGGGACUCACUACCAGAUAAUAAAGGGCAAGCUGUAUCGCCAAGACGACUGCAUGUUUCCUGCCAGGUGCAGUGGGGUAGAGCAUUUUAUACUGGAAAUAAUUGACAAACUCCCUGACAUGGAAUUUGUGCUCAAUGUCCGAGACUAUCCUCAGGUUCCACACUGGAUGAAGCCCGUUAGGCCUGUUUUCUCCUUCAGCAAGACAUCAGAAUACUAUGACAUCAUGUACCCCGCAUGGACCUUCUGGGAGGGAGGUCCAGCAGUUUGGCCCAUUUACCCCACAGGACUUGGACGCUGGGAUCUAAUGAGAAUGGAGUUAAAAGUAUCUGCUGAAAAGUGGCCUUGGGAGAAGAAAGUCUCAAAAGGUUUCUUUAGAGGAUCAAGGACGAGCUCUGAACGAGAUCCUCUUAUUCUGCUUUCUCGGGAAGAACCUUCGUUGGUAGAUGCAGAAUACACUAAAAAUCAAGCCUGGAAGUCCGAGAAGGAUACGCUAGGAAAACCUCCUGCUAAAGAAAUUUCAUUGGUGGACCAUUGCAAAUACAAGUAUUUAUUUAAUUUCCGGGGUGUUGCAGCGAGUUUCCGAUUUAAGCACCUCUUUCUGUGUGGCUCGCUGGUUUUCCAUGUUGGGAAUGAAUGGCUGGAAUUCUUUUACCCACAGCUGAAACCGUGGGUACAUUACAUCCCUGUCAAUCAGGACCUCUCCAAUGUACGGGAAUUGUUACAAUUUGUUAAGGAUAAUGACCGACUUGCCAGAGAGAUCGCAGAGAGGGGCCGCCAGUUUAUCCUGGAUCACCUGAAGAUGGACGAUAUUUCCUGCUACUGGAAGCAGCUGCUGGUGAGAUAUUCCAAGCUACUGCUGUAUAAACCGAAGAAACAGAAGAAAUACAACCAGAUCUUUUCCAUGCACAGGCGAAGUGAACUGUAACUCCCAGGGCCUGCUGGACAUGGAGACAUUCAGAAACUACAGGGUCCCUUUGAAAGACAUGUAUUACACAUUCCUUGUGAAAAUUCCAACAGAGUCGACCCAGUUUGCUGAAAUGGAUAACAUUCUCAUUCCCAUUUGAUUAGAAUUUGUAACUGGGGGCAAUCUGAGUCCAUCCUAUCUUGCACAGGGUUCCACCCAUUUAAGGCUUCACCCCUCCAUCUGAUUUAAAUUCCAGGGACAUGGUAUUAUCCAGAAGGCUAUCAGAAAGAAGGAACAAAAAGUCUUGCACAAAACAUGUAUGAUCUCUUUAGUCAUGAACUCAACAUCCUGCAUUUAAUCCAGUGAAGCAGAGUCCAUUUGAGAUUUUCCAAUGCAGUGUAAAUGGAUGCAAGCUCACGAGAAUCUUCUACAGAUCUUCAUUAUUCGUCCUCGUCUUUGAAGCGACAUUCCCGAUACUGGCGGGAGCUGGAGCUAUUGUGUUCCUCGCACCAUUCCACCACCCCCCUGACUUUAGCCUAUUCCUGGCCGUAUGUUUAUCCAGCUGCUAAAUUGACUGUUUCGUUCUGGAGUCUGUUCCACACACUGGCUAGAGGAAAGCUCGAUCACUGCCUGGUGCCUCUGCAUCCCUCUCCCUCUCUAUCUGUCUGUCGUUCCAUGUUCUAGGUUUGCCAGUUACAGAAAGGUCGGCAGCAGAAAUCCUGACCUCCCUGAUCCAUUCCCUGAAAUAUGGCAUGCUGUUUGUUUCAGUGCCAUGUUGAAGUGAAACAAGCUGCCACUUUGUAGAGUUUUGUUAGUUGGCCAGGUAAUACAGCCGAUUAUGCUUUGUCUUCAGGGUAUGAGACUCAGUAAUGGUUUUAAUAAAAAAUGUAUAAUUUUUGCUCUCCAGUCCUGAUGUGACAAAGCUGUUUGAGAUUUAUCAAGCAGUGGGCAACGCAAAGCAUGUCGGGCAGAAAGAACAUUGAACGGCAACAGCAGCAGCACCUAAUUCAAUAAACCGAUCACUGCAACUGUGAAUAACUAAAUGAUGGGUUUGAUCAGUUUAAUAAAAAGGUUUUUUUAA